Coniosporium apollinis CBS 100218 is the source of this 393-nucleotide messenger RNA. RefSeq lists its product as uncharacterized. The record is from RefSeq and is a predicted model, not a curated record. The transcript has a single exon. NCBI's taxonomy places the organism in Eukaryota, Fungi, Ascomycota, Dothideomycetes. Bases 1 to 393 code for a protein of 130 amino acids.
AUGUCAACGAUGAUGCACCCGCUCCCUCUCCUCGCGACGGGCGCAACCAUCCCCGGCGCCACAAUCAUCUUUGUCCUUUACAUCGUCGUCCUCCUCGCCUUUACCUUCGGCGCCGGUCAGAUCAUCAAACUAAUUGCUACGUACCCCGCCACUACGGCAGUCAACCUGGGCGACAGCCUCUGGGACAAUGUCUUGAUGGCUUGUGCAAUAACUGUUGGGAUUGUAGGUUCUAUGUAUACAGUAAUACUCUGGUUCAUCCUUGAGAGGUCAUGGGUACCGGUGCAGGUUUUUGUGGAUUGCGGCGUGAUCAUCUGUGGGAUGGGAGCUGGACUGGUAGUGGUUGCUCUUGUGCUGCGGAUUGUCUGGGAGAUCUUCAGCGCGAUCUACUUCUAA